Messenger RNA from Selaginella moellendorffii, 360 nucleotides. Its product is annotated as cytochrome P450 71A9-like. Gene Ontology annotation, molecular function: iron ion binding; oxidoreductase activity, acting on paired donors, with incorporation or reduction of molecular oxygen; heme binding. Bases 1 to 360 code for a protein of 119 amino acids. The transcript has a single exon. The record is from RefSeq and is a predicted model, not a curated record. Lineage: Eukaryota; Viridiplantae; Streptophyta; Lycopodiopsida; Selaginellales; Selaginellaceae.
AUGGCCAAAGCACAAGAUGAGAUCGAUCUAAUAUUUGGCGGUAGAGAAGUAAACGAAGAUAAACUAAAAUACCUCAAAGCCGCGGUCAAGGAGACAUUCCACUUGCAUCCGCCGGCUUCUCUAAUGGCUCCCCACGAAUCACUCCAAGACUGCGAGGUAAACGGCUUCACCAUCCCUGCGAAAACAAGAGUGCUGAUUAACAUCCGGUCGAUCGCUCGAGAUCCAAGGUGGUGGGGUGAGUCUGCAGGGAUUUUUAAUCCUGAGAGGUAUGGGAAGCACUUUGAGCUUCUAUGGAUCCGGGAAAAGAAUGUGUCCCGUGAUGAACUUGGGACGGACAACGGUGGAAAUCACUCUGGCUAG